GCAUGUCCAUGUGCUGGUUGGCCACAGCAGACAUGCAUGCAGGGUGAAAGCAUUCCGCUUGUGAGAAUAUCUUGCUCUCAAUUGAGUUGAUAUGUAUUUGCAUGAACGGCUUAUGAUGCUUUCGUAUGAGCGCUGACGAUCCACCGCAUCCUCCCUUCCUCUCUCGUUCUGCAUUAUGUAAACCGUCAUCACCACCGCACGCGCGCUCCAAGCGCAAGGGCUAUUCAGGCGCCGCACACAAACAGUCACGGACCGACGGGUUUAAAGAACUGAGGAUUUAAAUUAAAUACCGAGUGUGAGAGACGUUGAGCCUUGGGUGAGGGAGGGAAAGAGACUGAUUUGUAUCUUCCCCAGAUCGGGAGGGGGAGGAGGCACGGAGAAUGAGCUAUUAUUGUACCAGCACAGAGGCUGUGUGUAAUAGCCAGGACGCACCUAACGCCAGUGCGAGGAAAGCAGCUACUAAUAAUACGAACCGUGGCAGCGAAGGUCUCGAGAGCAGCAGCAGCACUAGUUCACGGCAGUCGCAACCCCAACCGCUCGUGGCCAUGAAAGUGAAGAAAGGCUGCAACUCGACAGAUGCUGGGGUCCCGGUUACAAGUGAAGACGAGUUGCUAAGAAACCCCGUAAUAUCGCCUGAGGAUGUACUUGGGUUACAAAAGAUCACCGAAAACUACCUAUGUUCCCCAGAGGAGAACGUUCACAUGAUCGACUUCACACGGUUCAAGAUCCGAGACAUGGAGACAGGGACGGUGCUGUUUGAGAUCACUAAACCCCCUGUACCUGCAGGCGAAAAGAAGGAUUUUGACCCCAACGGAGGCCGCUUCGUCCGUUACCAGUUCACCCCUGCCUUCCUGCAGCUGCGCCAGGUCGGCGCCACUGUGGAGUUCACAGUGGGAGACAUGCCCAUCAACAACUUCAGGAUGAUUGAGAGGCACUACUUCAGAGAGCAGCUCCUCAAGAGCUUUGAUUUUGAGUUUGGUUUCUGUAUGCCCAGCAGCAAGAACACCUGCGAACACAUCUACGAGUUCCCCCCUCUGUCAGAGGACAUCAUGCGCGAGAUGAUCCUGCACCCAUACAAAACGCAGUCCGACAGCUUCUACUUUGUGGACAACAAGCUGGUGAUGCACAACAAGGCAGACUACUCCUACAGUGGGAGUCCGUAGGAGCACAGGACUUCCCGAGACACCUAGACCCACUCCAACUCUGACCCACCCCACCAUAGGACCAUGGACAGACAGACAGACAGACAGACAGACAGACAGACAGACAGACAGACAGUCAGACGACGAACGGAGAGACGUAUGGACGGACUGACAGACAGACAGACAGACAGACAGACAGACAGACGACGAACGGAGAGACGUAUGGACGGACUGACAGACAGACAGACUGACAGACAGACGACGAACGGAGAGACGUAUGGACGGACGGACUGACAGACUGACAGACAGACAGACAGACGAACGGAGAGACGUAUGGAUGGACUGACAGACAUACUGACAGACAGACAGACGAACGGAGAGACGUAUGGACGGACUGACAGGUCACAAGCAGCAGGACUGAUGGACAGCCUCGCACUCUCAGCAGCUUUAUUUUCUCCAAUCAGAAUUCCUCCAUUGCUUGUUAUCCCCACAAUUGCAAUCCCCUACUCCAGUCUCUUUCAAUGACCUCUCAACUUUCUGCGUCUGAUAGAGAGUGUUAUAGAUGUGUACACAGUCUAGCAUACAUAAACACACACAGACCUUCGCUAUGGGACACGUCUGAUGUGGCCUGAUCUAGACAAAAUAAAAGCACAACCAGCGGAGUAUAUAAGGGCCAGUAACAAUGAGUGAGAUUGAAUGUCUAGUCAGUGAGUUCUCAGUCAGUCAGCUAAAGAGAAAAAGAGAAAGGGAGAGAGAGAUAAGAAGAGACAGAAAAAAUGAAGAGAGCGAGAAAGAGAGAUAGUGUCUGCUUUUCUGCACUUCAUCUCAUUGACAUUUACAGUACCAGUCAAAAGUUUGGACACACCUACUCAUUCAAGGGUUUUACUUGACUAUUGUAGAAUAAUAGUGAAGAUAUCAGAACUAUGAAAUAACACAUAUGGAAUCAUGUAGUAACCAAAAAAGUGUUUAAAAAAGUUUCCACCCUUUUCCAGUAUGACAGGUUUGCACAUUUUUGGCAUUCUCUCAACCAGCUUCAUGAGGUAGUCACCUGGAAUGCAUUUCAAUAACACGUGUGCCUUGUUAAAAGUUCAUUUCUGGAAUGUCUUGCCUUCUUAAUGCGUUUGAGCCAAUCAGUCGUGUUGUGACAGGUUAGGGGUGGUAUACAGAAGGUAGCACUAUUUGGUAAAAGACCAAGUCCAUAUUAUGGCAAGAACAGCUCAAAUAAGCAAAGAGAAAUUACAUUCCAUCUUUACUUUAAGACACGAAGGUCAGUCAAUGCAGAACAUUUCAAGAACUAAAAGUUUCUUCAAGUGCAGUCGAAAAUACCAUCAAGUACUAUGAUGAAACUGACUCUCAUGAGGACCGCCACAGGAAAGGAAGGCCCAGAAUUACCUCUGCUGCAGAGGAUGAGUUCUUUAGAGUUAUCAGCCUCAGAAAUUGCAGCACAAAUAAAUGCUUCACAGAGUUCAAGUAAUAGACACAUCUCAACAUCAACUGUUUAGAGGAGACUGCCUGAAUCAGGCCUUCAUUGUCAAAUUGCUGCAAAGAAACCACUACUAAAGGACACCAAUAAUAAGAAGAGACUUGCUUGGCCCAACAAAUAUGAGCAAUGGACAUUAGAUCGGUAGAAAUUUGUCCUUUGGUCUGAUUAGUCCAAAUUUGAGAUUUUUGGUUCCAAUCGCCGUGUCUUUAUGAGACGCAGAGUAGGUGAAUGGAUGAUCUCCACAUGUGUGGUUCCCACCAUGAAGCAUGGAGGAGGUGGUGUGAUGGUGCUUUGCUGUUAUACUGUCAGUGAUUUAUUUACAAUUCAAGGCACACUUAACCAGCAUGGCUACCACAGCAUUCUGCAGCGAUACACCAUCCCAUCUGGUUUGCACUUAGUGGGACUAUCAUUUGUUUUUCAACAACAAAAAAUAAAAACCCUUGAAGGAGUAGGUGUGUCCCAACUUUUGACUGGUACUGUAGCUAUUUAAACAACAGAGACAGACAGACCAGCUGUCUGUCGCAUUACCAAGUGACACAGACACAUAAUUCUCUGACAUCAUCAAAACAUGUAUUCUAGUCGAGCAAGCAGAACCUAUAUAUUUCUACUAGGGUUCUGCUACUUUUUUUUACUCUUAAAGAAAGUCAAAAAAAGUUUCUUGAAUUUCUAAUAAAUAGCUAUUAGCUCUGAAUGAUUCGUUGUCCCUGAAAGGAACAGUCCUGCCGUUUGAUGAGGUUCUUUGUUGAUCACCAUACCAGUAGAAACCAGUUGAAUCCCAUUAGCAUACAGUACAUCGUAGAAUGGGACAGGUACUCUUUUAAUGUGAAUGUCGUAUUAGGGCUGGAAAAUACUAGCUUUUCCAAAAUUCCCUGGUUUUCCAGAAGUCCCUUUUGGAGGAUUCCUGGAUUUCUUAUUCCAGCCUGAUUCCAGGAAUUUUCCAACAUGGAUUUUUGGAAAAACUGGGAAUUUUAGGAAAGUUACUGGAAUUUUGCAACCCUAGUCGUGUUUAUUUACGUAUACUCAUAGUUUUAUCUUCUAAAGUAUUUUUUUAAGUAGCCACUUUGAUGAGUUAAAAGUAGGCGAAGGAUAGUCAUAUAUGAACUCAAAACCAGAUAUUCAUUUUGAUAUCCCGCUCAUAUUUAGUCUCAAGAGAUCUGCAGAUGUAUUUAUAAGAAAUGUGGUUAUUGUAAAUUAAAAUGAUGUAAAGUUUGGACAGUUGAAAUGCCACUCAGAGAAAUAAAUAUAUGUGAUUUUUUUGGGAAGUC
This is a messenger RNA of Oncorhynchus kisutch (coho salmon), 3890 nucleotides long. Its product is annotated as protein unc-119 homolog A-like. Bases 381 to 1163 code for a protein of 260 amino acids. Gene Ontology annotation, molecular function: lipid binding. The transcript is spliced from 5 exons. NCBI's taxonomy places the organism in Eukaryota, Metazoa, Chordata, Actinopteri, Salmoniformes, Salmonidae. The record is from RefSeq and is a predicted model, not a curated record. Gene Ontology annotation, cellular component: intercellular bridge; spindle midzone; centrosome. Gene Ontology annotation, biological process: positive regulation of protein tyrosine kinase activity; nervous system development; negative regulation of caveolin-mediated endocytosis.